Paramecium pentaurelia is the source of this 2632-nucleotide messenger RNA. The record is from the annotation of a GenBank genome assembly. NCBI's taxonomy places the organism in Eukaryota, Ciliophora, Oligohymenophorea, Peniculida, Parameciidae.
AUGAGAAAAUAAGCAGAAUAUGAACUCUAUAAACGUCUUAAGUUACUUGGUGAAGGAGCGUUUGGGAAAGCUUAUUUAGUGGAAUGCCUUUAAGAUAAGUUAAUUAUAUCUUAAUUUCUCAGGUCUUUGUGGGUUUCUAAAUACAUGGAUUUAGCUGCAAUGACUAAUUAAGAAAAAGAUGAAACCUUGAGAGAAGCAAAAAUUCUUGAAUUUCUAUCUCAUCCAAAUAUAGUAAAGUUUAGAGAAGUUUAUAAAACUAAAAAAGGAAGAUUAUGUAUUGUUAUGGAAUAUGCAGAUGGUAAUUUUAUCAUUAAUUCAAAGGUGGUGAUUUAUCUUAAAAAAUAAAGGAAGCUAAAGGUAAAUAUCUUCCUGAAGCUCAAAUUUUAGAUUGGUUUACUCAAAUAUGUUUGGCUAUUAAACAUGUACAUGAUAGGAAGAUAAUUCAUAGAGAUUUAAAAGGAUAAAACAUCUUCUUAAAUAAAGAAGGUCAAGUUAAAUUAGGAGAUUUUGGAAUUGCAAGAAUAUUGAAAAUAACUUUAGAAAAAGCUAAGACUAUGGUUGGAACACCAUAUUAUAUAAGUCCUGAAAUAAUCGAAGGCAAACCUUAUUCAGUUAUGACAGACAUAUGGUCAUUAGGAGUUAUACUUUAUGAAUUAUGUGCUUUAUAACCUCCAUUCAAUGGUGAUUCAUUGCAUGUUCUCGCUAUAAAUAUUGUUAAAGGACAAUACAAACCAAUUCCUGCAAAUUAUUCUAAAGAUUUGAAAUAACUUGUCUAAUAGAUGUUGUAAGUAGAUUAUCGAAGAAGACCUACAAUUUAAGAAAUAUUAAGUAAAGAUCUAUUAAUUAUUCAAAGAAAUGCCAGUCAUUACGAAUAGAAUUAAAAGUUUUUUAAGUGAAACAAUUCAAAAAUAAGAAUUCUCUCAUACUGUAUUUCAUAAUAAGAUGUUUGAAGUAAAAGGAAAUCUAAAUUAAGUUAAUCUGAUAUUGAAUGAAUAACCAUGUCCACCUUAAUUUUUAGAACAAAAUGCUAAAAAUUUAUAAGAAUUUCCAGAAGUUAUUAAAAAACCCUCACUUCAAGAUUGUGAUAUUAUUCGACCUCCUUAAAUAAUGAAAUAAUAAUAAUAACCCUUAUCUCGAUAAUCUGAUCUUUAAAAAGAUGCACCAAAAAUCUAAUAAUAAGAAUACCAAUACAAAAAGCAAGAUAUACAAAAAUAAAUUGAUGUUCCUAAAAAAAUUGAUCCCAUAAUAAAGAAUUCACCUUUAAUAUAAAAAAAAGAUAUCUCGAAAGAUAUUCCUUAAUAGAAAGAAGUCAUAAAGCAAUCACCAAAAUAACAAUAUCCUAUAAGACCAAAAAGUGAUUAAGAAAAAUAAUAAAGAAGUGAGCCAUGCAGAUUCGAUGGUAAAGUGUAAUAGAAACAUUCAAAUAGCGAAUAAGCUUUGAUACCUGAUUAAAAAAAACAAUAAUUCAUUUCUCCAAAAAAUAAAUAAAAAUUAGAUUAGCCAAGGUUAACUUAUUUUAUAUUUGUUUAGACCUCCAACUGCUCCAAAAGAAUAACCAAAAUUAUAAGUUGCUCAAUAAAGACCUUAAAGUUCAAGGCCUUUAGUUUCAGAUUAAAAAAUAGUUUAGAAAGUGAAUAUUGAAUAGAAAAGACGAAUAAGUGUUGAUAAAGCUCCAGUUAUUCAACCAUAACAAUAAAAAUAAUAACAAUUAGAAUAAUAACAAUUAGAAUAAUAACGUCAAGAAGAAAAAAAUAGAUAAUUAAAAUUAAAAUAAUAAUAGGAGUAAUAAGAGUAAGAAAAGAAAUAAAAAGAGUAUUAAAUUUAAUAAUAAUUACUUGAAAAAUAAAGAUAAUUAGAGAAGUAAUAAUAAUUAGAUAAAUAAAAAUAAUAAUAAUAAUAACAAUUAGAAAAAUAAAAAGGAAUAGAAGAAAAAUAAAGAAAUAUUGAAAAUUAAUUAAUAUCUAAAAUGGAUAUUAAUAGGAAUGAUUAAUAAAAAUAAAAUUUGUAAAAAUAACCAUAUUAGAAAUCAUCUCAAAUUGAUAACAAAUAAUUUGAAUCCAAGUAAUAAAUUAAAUCAAAAGCUGAUUAACUAUAAAAGAUUGAAAAGAAUGCCAAAGAUUUUGAUCUUAUGUUUAAAGAAUUGGAAAGUUUGGUAUAAAUUAUUAAUAAAUAAAGAUUAAUAAUGUUCAUAAUGCAAUAGAAAAAUUUCCAAAUUAAGGAGGCAAAGAAAAUUAUUUUGAUUAAAAUUUAAUUUAAACAAUCUUAAUUGAAGAUAGAGAAGAUGAUGAAGCUGAACCAAUAGAUUAAGACUAUAAGAAAAAAAAAUAUAUGGUUAAAUAAAUAUCAAAGUAAGAGGAGUAAUGUUUAGAUAUUUUAAAUAAAUAAGAUUAGAACUUUUUUAGUCUAGGGAUUAAACUUGAAAAUGCUCUUGGAUAAGAAAAAAUGAAUAAAGCAAAAAAUAUUAUAAAAUAGACUGUAAUCUUACUAUUUAUAAAUAUAGUUAGAAAAAAUGAAUUUAGAAAAAAUGGAAUUAUAAUACGGACCUAAUUAUGAACAAUUACUACCUUUUUUAACAUUAGAAGAAAGAAAAAAAUAUACACAACUUUUAUUUACUUAUAUUUUAUGUGAAUGA